AUGAUCGCUGCAGGAAGCCGGAAGCUGACAUUUCAGACCGCUGGUGUCACUUUACUGGAAUCUGCAGCCUCUCGGGAAAAAAUGGUCUGGGAAAAGGAUCAUCAGCCCCAGGGUCGAGCGCAAAAAGAAAAGAAGCUAGGUUGUGUAUUCUCCGUCACUCGAUUGGCCAAUAAAGCCGAGCUUUACAGGAAAGAUCUUGAUGCAUUUGCAGGUAUGGAGCACAACUGCGGCGAUGGUGCCCAGGAGGUGCUCGAAGUGGCGGGUGUGACGGCUCCGUCCAACGAUUUAUACAUCAACCUCCGUGCUGCUCGUGAUUGGGAUGUCCGACAGGAUGGCGGUGUACGACUUGGUGUGAGCGAGUCUCCAAAGACUCCGAUUGCUCUGCAGCAAGUUUCCAAGAACUAUUAA
Messenger RNA from Penicillium macrosclerotiorum, 408 nucleotides. RefSeq lists its product as uncharacterized. The record is from RefSeq and is a predicted model, not a curated record. Lineage: Eukaryota; Fungi; Ascomycota; Eurotiomycetes; Eurotiales; Aspergillaceae. The coding region runs from base 1 to 408 and encodes 135 amino acids. The transcript is spliced from 3 exons.